Cercospora beticola is the source of this 1515-nucleotide messenger RNA. RefSeq lists its product as uncharacterized. Lineage: Eukaryota; Fungi; Ascomycota; Dothideomycetes; Mycosphaerellales; Mycosphaerellaceae. The record is from RefSeq and is a predicted model, not a curated record. Gene Ontology annotation, molecular function: protein binding.
AUGGCGCUCACUCUUGAUAGCCUUCCGGAUGAAUUGGCGGGCCUCAUCAUCGACUUUCUGUCCAACGACUCAGAUGCUCUUUUCAAUGUGGCUGUGACAGCUUCGCGCUAUCAGGCCCUUGCCGAAUCAGUGCUGUGGCGACGCCUCUUUAUCCAGACAGGCCAGGGGUGCAAGCGCAUCUUGCAGGCUCUGAAAACCCGCCGCGAACGGGCGACUGCCAUCCACGAGAUCGAGCUUCGGGCUACACCUCGCGAGGAAAUAGGCUUGCAGAAAUUCCAUAAGAUACUUAGCCUUACCCACAACUUGCGGGACUUGAUCAUCGAGAGCCCGACAUGCAACCACCGGCAGUGGAGCAAAGAUGGGAAUUGGCCGAUCAUCAAGCAAGACAUUGAGGCUCUCCUGCUGCGCUCUGGCAGCAAUGUGCCCUCAACAGUUGGUGCCGCCCAGCCGCCUCUUCAGCUACUGAAACGCUUGACGAUACACAGCAACGGUGAAAAGACCCGAUACUGGAGUUCCAUGGCCAUCUUCCCUGGUCUCUUUCUGCACCCGUGUCUCGAAGAACUGACCAUAUCUUGCGUGAACUUCGAUCUCGGCUACGAGAACUUCCCUGCCUGCCAAAAAGUUACACCGUUGAAGCGCCUGACUUUGAUUGAGUGCAACGUCCACUCAAGAGCCCUGCUCGCAAUACUUUCUCUGCCCCGCGCGCUUGAGCACCUAUAUCUCGGAGAGAAUCGCGAUCAUCAAUGGGAACGGAGUCAUCUUCCAUGCAAUGACUUACUGUCAGACGACGAAGACGAAUUUUUUGAAGCAUUAACGCAGCAGGCAUGCUCGCUCAAGACGUUCGCAUAUCGGCCCAGAAAGCCAGAAAAGCUCACGGCGUUCUCCGGUAGGCAUUGUUUUAGUGCAAUGCAGGUUUUGGAAUCCGUCAGUAUCCAUGGCAAAUUAGGAACAAGCAAUACGCUGGACGCUUCCAUCCUGUCAACGAGCCCGAACCUCCAGACACUCGUGCUUGAGCUGGAUCUUGAUACGCAUUCAGAAAGAACAUUCGACUCGCUAGCAUGGGUGACAGAUGCGGAGUCCAUUUCGAAUUCGGUAUUCUCUCACCUGGCCAAAUGCGUCGCCACUUCCAGCACCCUCAGAAAUGUCCGUGUUGUGGUGUCCAGCUACCGACCACCCUCGGACUUCCACUCACCCCAUAUGAUUGCAGUCAUCGAUAGCUUCACACGGUCUGUGCGAACGAAAGACAUUCGUGUUACCAUACUUUACGAAGUUCGGCGCGGAUGGACUACGAUUCCUCCGUACUUAUACGACGAACGAGAGCCAGUGCAGCACGUCAUAUUCGAUUCCGCGGAUAGUGGAUGGACGGCUAAUAUAGAUGGCAUUGGUCACAUCUCUGAAGACGAGAGACGAUGGCUCGAAGCGGAGAGGCAGGAGGCGCUAGACACUGAGGACGUACUGAAUGAGCUUAACAACGAGCUCGAUGACCUGAACGAUCUCAUCGAGCUCGAUGAGUAA